Messenger RNA from Cyprinodon tularosa, 3226 nucleotides. RefSeq lists its product as uncharacterized. Gene Ontology annotation, biological process: amino acid transmembrane transport. The transcript is spliced from 12 exons. The coding region runs from base 475 to 1947 and encodes 490 amino acids. Gene Ontology annotation, molecular function: basic amino acid transmembrane transporter activity; L-amino acid transmembrane transporter activity. The record is from RefSeq and is a predicted model, not a curated record. Gene Ontology annotation, cellular component: membrane. Lineage: Eukaryota; Metazoa; Chordata; Actinopteri; Cyprinodontiformes; Cyprinodontidae.
UCCUGCUCGGCUCAUUGUAUUCUAAGUGAUGGAAUCAACGCCUUCAACUACUGUGGAUUUCAUCAAUUUCAGGUCAAUUCUUCGCGUUUCCAUUAUUUAAUAAGCCGCCCUCCCUCCCUCCCUCCGUGGGUCGUGUCAUCCUGUGGGGGUUGCCCCUGAGCAGAUGUUGACUGCUAACUAACGCGGAUCAAAGCUAAAGUUCUUCCAGCCCCGCACAUGGGUGGCUGCUUGAUUGAGGCUGAGAGGACUGUAUGGGCACGUAGAGAGGGUAUUCAACCUGAGAAACACACCUGGAUUGCCCAGCCAUUUGAGAUGUGCUUAAUCUGGAACUCCCAGUAACCAACUCCUCACUUUUCUCUUUUUUUUUAGGACCAAACUGUAUAUGUGUAUAUAUUUUUUUGGUAUAUAUUUGCUCUAUUAUUAAUCCUCCUAGUGACCUUUUCCUUUGAGCGUUAAAUCUGUAAAUUAGUAAGAAUGGUUGCAGACGGAGACGCAAUGUCAGUGGACAGCGGUGUGAGGCUAAAACAGGAGAUUUCCCUCCUCCAUGGUGUCUGCCUCAUCGUGGGAAAUAUGAUUGGCUCUGGAAUCUUUGUCUCCCCCAAGGGGGUUCUUAUGUAUACAGGCUCUUUCGGCUUGUCUUUGGUGGUCUGGGCCAUCGGAGGGAUCUUUUCCGUGUUUGGAGCAUUAUGCUACGCCGAGCUUGGUACCACCAUUCGCAAAUCAGGAGCUUCUUACGCCUACAUUCUGGAAGCGUUUGGCGGCUUCCUGGCUUUUAUUCGACUCUGGACGUCCCUGAUGAUAGUAGAACCAGCCUGUCAGGCGGUGAUAGCCUUGACCUUUUCAAACUAUAUGGUCCAGCCCUUCUACCCCACCUGCUCUGCCCCCUAUCACGCCGUCCGCCUCUUUGCAGCAGCCAUAAUAUGUUUACUGACUGCUGUCAACUGCAUGAAAGUAAAAUGGGGAGCAAUUCUUCAGGUCGUCUCUACAGUAGCAAAGGUCCUAGCUCUCAUCGUCAUCAUCAUUGCUGGAUUGGUUAAACUGGCUCAAGGUUUUGAUCAGAACUUUGAGGACUCAUUCAAAGGCUCCAAGUGGGACCCGGGCGAUAUGGCCUUGGCUCUCUAUUCAGCUCUCUACUCCUACUCUGGCUGGGACACGCUCAACUUCAUCACAGAGGAGAUCCAGAACCCAGAGAGGAACCUGCCUUUGUCCAUUGCCAUUUCCAUGCCCAUCGUCACAAUAAUCUACAUUUUAACCAACGUAGCUUACUAUGUGGUCAUGAAUGCAGACACGGUGCUCAACAGUGAAGCUGUUGCUGUGACGUUUGCAGAUGAAGUCCUGGGAUGGGCUCGGUGGCUCAUUCCCAUUUCUGUGGCCAUUUCUUGCUACGGAGGCCUCAACUCCUCCAUCAUUGCUGCAUCUAGGUUGUUUUUUGUUGGCUCCAGAGAAGGCCACCUGCCUAACAUCCUGUGCAUGAUCCACAUAAAACGUUACACCCCGAUUCCAGCCCUGCUGUUCAAUGGUGCCAUGUCCUUAGUUUACCUCUCCGUUCCUGAUGUGUUCCGGUUGAUCAACUACUUUAGUUUUAAUUACUGGCUGUUCAUCGGCAUGUCUAUAGCCAGUCAGAUCUACCUUCGCUUCAAAGCUCCAGAUUUACCGCGUCCUGUCAAGCUGUCCCUGUUCUUCCCGAUAGUCUACUGCUUGUGCAGCAUCUUUUUGGUGGUGGUGCCGCUCUACAGUGACACCAUCAACUCUCUUGUUGGGAUUGCUGUUGCUCUCUCUGGAGCUCCAGUCUACUUCAUUUGUGUUCAUCUACCUCCCACGUCUAGACCGGCCUUCCUUGGAAAAAUGCUCGAUAAGAUCUCUCUGUUUACCCAGAAACUGUGCUUCUGCUGCGUGGCCUCGCCGGAUAUUGAUCUGGACAACAUAGACCCAGAAAAGAUUGAAUGAUGCUGUGACCAAGAACCCUGAUACGAAGCACUGUUUGAAGAAUGAGUGAAUGAAUGGAUGAAUGGACCUAUGAAGGAAAUGGUUACAAAUCACCAGGGAUACAACUAAAAGGAAAAAAAAGAUAAGGAUGGAGAGAUGACCUUUACAAACUUCCUGCCCAUCUCUUCUCCUGAUCAGAAAAGCAGCAGCAGGACGUUUCACACCUGUCCCAGUUUACAGCGUUUUAAAGAAGUAUGUAAAUGGCAGCAGCAGUGAGUGCAGAAACUCACCAGCACUCCUCAGAUCUUAAACAGUUUUGCACACAAAUGUUUUUUGUUCCUGAACACAAGCACCGACUGCAGAUAUUUAGAGAUAAUAUGAAUUUUUCAUGAGCUUAGCUAAAGUGAGGUACGUCAUGAUGUUUUUCUUGUAUAACGUGACGUUUCAUCUUUUUGUUUUGAAGACGAGCAGCCACCCAUCAGGAAUUUAAGUGUCAGCCAUAUUUUUGUUAAAGUUGUGCCUUAUUUUUAUCCUUUUGUCUAUUUUUUCCCACCCAUGUCACUGAUUAUUUCAGGAUUUUAUUCUCAUUAUGAAGCUUGAAGGCAGACCUCUGGAUCGGCCGAUCAGUUUCUGCCGGUUUUGUAGGAUAUUUAAUGUUGCAGAUUUUCACUGUAAAGCCAGUAGAACCAUGUUUGGACCAACUCUGGUGUUAUGCAGCUGUGUGGUGUUUGAACUGUGUGUAGAAACAUGGUGCUUCUGAACUCUGUGCCUUCUCAGUGUGGUGAAAUAUUCCAGCUUGCUGUUGUAACGUCCUGAGCACAAUCAUAGAAAUGUUGCUGUAAUGUAACCAGCUGUUCCCCUUGUCUAGAGCAGAUGCUGCACCUCCUGAAAUCAAUAAGUUGUAUUUACAUCAGCACUUUCCACAAUGGGGAAUGUCCAACACAUAUAAAGCUUGUGUGCUCAGUUGCUUUCUCUGGGAUUCCAGUCGUCAUUGAAACCAAACUAUAGUAGUUUUGUUUUAAAGAAUAUAUUAUGGUAUCAUAUAAAAUCAAAUUAGACAGAUAUCAGCUUAUAUUUAACUAUAGGAAGUGAGUGUUGCAAUAUUGCUGUUUAGUUGGGAACCAGAUGUUUGUUUGAAAAUUGUUGUUCUAUUAGAGGAAAUGUUGGGUUCUUGUUUUUACCUUUCUGUUGACAUAGGCAAGCCAAAAGAUGAAAGUGGUUUAAAUGUAUGUCAUGUUUCACCAAAAAGGAGAUCUUUUCUGUGUUUUAUCCAAAUAAAGUACAAAAUGUGCAUUGUAAA